CUCACUCGUAUUAAUCGUGUUCUGUACGGCAGAAUAUUUCAUUUUUCAUAUAAUCGUAUAACUACUAUUUAAAAUUAAAUGUUAAUUCUUAUUUCUUAAAUUUCUUUAAGUAUUUCGUAUUUUUGUCCAAAAAACGUGCUUGCAUCUUAUAUACUAAAUUAAAUAUGUUACUGAAUAUUAGCAAGUUGACCUGCAGAAUAAAACCAUUAAUGAGUUAUAGAGUUUAUUCUAAGAAAAUAGAUGAAAUACUACCAAAAAACUUAUUAGAAGACGUCUAUACAGCAGCACAACAAAAGCAAUUGGGUGUAAUUUAUGAUAAAAGGCCAUUUAAAAUUACACUAGAGAAAGACAAAAAGUAUAAUUGGUGUUCUUGUGGUAUGAGUCGACAACAGCCAUUUUGUGAUGGUACUCAUAAAAAUCAAAAAUUUCGAAUAACAAUGAAACCAGUUCGAGUUCAAGUAGCAGAAACCAAAGAAUAUUGGUUAUGCAAUUGUAAACAAACAUCUCAUCGACCAUUUUGUGAUGGCACACACAGACAACAACACAUACAAGAUGCAAUUAAGAAAUAUUAAUUACCGAUUACUUAGUAUUUUUUGUAUAUUUUAUGAGAUAUAGUUUCUUUUGUUUGGGCACAUAUUAUUUUCAAGUGGAAAAAAUAGUUUUUCAAUGAAUUAUUUAAAAAAAAAAAUUGUGCUAUUCUAA
Messenger RNA from Rhopalosiphum maidis (corn leaf aphid), 702 nucleotides. RefSeq names its product CDGSH iron-sulfur domain-containing protein 3, mitochondrial. Bases 165 to 572 code for a protein of 135 amino acids. The transcript has 3 exons. Gene Ontology annotation, molecular function: 2 iron, 2 sulfur cluster binding. Lineage: Eukaryota; Metazoa; Arthropoda; Insecta; Hemiptera; Aphididae. Gene Ontology annotation, cellular component: intracellular membrane-bounded organelle. The record is from RefSeq and is a predicted model, not a curated record.